CUCUACCUUGCUCCACUCUCAAUGGUGUACUGGAACUGGAUGUAAGGAUCAAAUCACAAAUAUAGUCAGCUGGAUUUCGACUGACAAGGCACGAUGCCGGGAGCGAGGCAUAAGAUCCUGGGGCACGUGCUCUCUGGGUUCUGUCACAAGAUGAACCGGCGCAAACCACUGUACGGUGACUCCUUGGAUACUCCGCUCAACCGAUGCCUCACUACGUUCGAUAUUACUUUAUUAGGUGUGGGUCAUAUGGUUGGCGCUGGUAUAUACGUCCUGACAGGAACCGUGGCCCACAAUAUGGCUGGGCCAGCCACGGCUCUCAGUUUCCUCAUCGCCGGUAUGACAUCUACCCUCGCGGCACUCUGCUACGCUGAGUUUGGAACACGGAUACCUAGAGCAGGCAGUGCUUAUGCUUACACCUACGUCAGCAUCGGAGAGUUCUGGGCCUUCAUUAUUGGCUGGAAUAUUAUUUUAGAGUAUAUGAUUGGCGCGGCAUCGGUCGCUCGAGCUUGGUCCGGAUAUUUGGACUCAAUGCUAGGCGGAGCUAUAACUAAUGCCACUAUCUCUAUAACUGGGGAAAUUGACAGUUCUCUUCUGAGCAAAUAUCCCGAUGUAUUAGCUUUUCUUAUUUGCAUAGUGGCGUCACUAAUUCUAGCCGUUGGAGUCAAAACUUCCGCCUACAUUAACAACGGCCUCACCAUUCUCAAUUUGCUUGUGAUAUCUCUGGUGGUAUUUCUGGGAUUCUACUACGCUGAUAUUAAUAACUGGUCCGCUGAGCAUGGAGGUUUUAUGCCCCACGGCUUUAAAGGGGUUUUAGCGGGCGCAGCGACUUGUUUCUACGCUUUCGUAGGUUUUGACAGUAUAUCAGCUUCUAGUGAGGAGGCGAAGGAUCCUACGCGUUCUAUUCCUAUCGCCACUGUCCUGUCGAUGGCAUUAGUCGCUUGCGGAUAUAUUCUCGUAGCGAUCGCUUUGACACUGAUGGUUCCUUCCGAGAGUAUCAACCCCGAAGCUGCUUUACCAGCAGCACUCGGUGCGGUUCAUGCUGACUGGGCUAAAUAUGCGGUUGCCGUCGGUGCGGUCUGUGGAAUGAGUACCACGUUACUUGGAUCUCUAUUUUCGCUUCCCCGUUGUCUCUAUGCCAUGUCUGCUGAUGGCUUGCUGUUUGGAUUUCUGAGUGACAUUAACAAUAAGUCACAAAUCCCUAUUUGGAACCUCGUCAUAGCGGGAAUGUCGUCUGCAGUAAUUGCAUUGUUAUUUGACUUGGAGAAACUAGUCGAGUUUAUGUCAAUUGGUACUUUACUUGCGUACACUAUAGUCAGCGCCGCAGUUAUAAUCUUGAGGUACCGGCCUUCACCAUCCGUAGAUGACAAGAGUUUUGGUGUGCCGCAAUUGGACUCGCCCGGAGAUCGAGAAGACAGUUCAGCUACUGGCACUCCAGGGACUGACCCGGGCUCCUCUUCAUCAGAGAUGUUCGAAGCACUAACAGUGGGCCGGCUAAGGGCUCAAUUCGCCUGGCUGGAGCCGCUAGCAGGCGGGCGGGCGCCGGGAGCGGCGGUCACGUGGUGUGUGUACAUAUUCACCGUCGCCACUGCAGCAUUCUGCGCCCACAACCACUUCCUGGCAGAACACACCGGAGUGUGGGGCUUGUUGCCCGAUAUGAUUCUCACCUUGAUCACUGUUGCUUGCCUGGUGAUAAUCUCAGCGCACCAGCAGAGCCCGACGCGGCUGCCAUUCCGCGUGCCGUGGGUGCCGCUUCUCCCGGCGCUCAGCGUCAUGCUCAAUGUCGAACUGAUGGUCAAUCUCAACGCGCUCACCUGGGCGAGGUUCGCUAUCUGGAUGACUGUUGGCCUGCUCCUGUACUUCCUGUACGGCAUUCAUCACAGCAAGUUGGGCGAGGGCGCAGGCUUGUUAUCGCGGUCCGGCAGCGGCGGCGGCGCCAGCGGCGGCUGGGGCGCCGUCGAGAAGACCAGCGCCGUAGCUCGUCGGGUCACGCGUCUCGGCCGCGGCGGCAAAAGCGACGACCGCAAGCCCAUUAUAUGCGACGACGAACUCGCGCGCCGGGAACCGUGAUUCUAAGUAUUCUAACCCUCACGACUGAUUGGUAUGGACUAGGCACUAUAGAUAACGGAAAGUCGGAAAUCAGAUUUGUCGAGAUUUUGGAAUAAGGAAUAGUCCUAAGUCAUGGUGCAAGCUCUUCAACUAUUCGGGCACUAAUUUUAAAACAAAACGAAUUCCACGAUAUUGGUCAACUUUAUUAGAAUCGAUAUUUGAAGUAACAAGUUAACAAAGAAUGUGCCCAAGUAACGGCCGAGUGAUAUAUUUCAUCAAAACAGUCCAGUAAUUAGAUAUUAAAAUAUUUAGAUUAGACCUUCCUCCUAUUUACUCUAAAAUAAUUUAUUAUAUUGUACGCGCAAAUUUUAUUUCAUAGUUUACUAGUGCAGAAUAUACACGUU
Molecule: messenger RNA, 2450 nt
Organism: Pectinophora gossypiella (pink bollworm)
Lineage: Eukaryota; Metazoa; Arthropoda; Insecta; Lepidoptera; Gelechiidae
Product: cationic amino acid transporter 4
Exons: 7
Coding region: 94-2067 (657 amino acids)
Biological process (GO): transmembrane transport; amino acid transport
Cellular component (GO): plasma membrane
Molecular function (GO): amino acid transmembrane transporter activity
Source: RefSeq, a predicted model, not a curated record